Messenger RNA from Naegleria lovaniensis, 498 nucleotides. RefSeq lists its product as uncharacterized. Lineage: Eukaryota; Heterolobosea; Eutetramitea; Acrasida; Naegleriidae. Gene Ontology annotation, molecular function: calcium ion binding. The transcript has a single exon. The record is from RefSeq and is a predicted model, not a curated record. The coding region runs from base 1 to 498 and encodes 165 amino acids.
AUGGCCAGUCUCACUCACUGCACCAACAAACAAGUCAUCCAUUCUCUCUUCAAAAAGUACGAUCGAGAUUCCUCCAACUCGAUGAACAUGUCCGAAUUAAAAAAUCUUUUCGUUCAAGAUUUAACAAUUAAUUUCACAGAUGAUCAUCUCGGAGCCAUUCAAAUGUACAUGGACAAGGAUUCCGAUGGAAAAAUCAGCUUUGAUGAAUUUUUCAAUUAUUGGUGCACCAUUGUCGCUCAAGAUCAAGACAUGGUUACAAAUCCGGAAAAUUCCGAACGAUUGUAUCGAUUGACGUAUUGUGCCAAUUUAUUUAAAAAUUAUGACACGAGUAAGAAUCGAGUGUUGAGUGUUCAGGAAUUUGCUCCAUUCUAUCGACAAUUAUGGAAUAAUUAUAGUGCUCAAAUGGUGGAAGUGGAAUCAGCUGUGAAAUAUAUUGAUAGUGAUCGAGAUGGGCAAUUGAGUUUUCAGGAAUUGAUUAAUUGGUUGAAAUGGUUGUAG